This is a messenger RNA of Peronospora farinosa, 462 nucleotides long. The record is from the annotation of a GenBank genome assembly. Lineage: Eukaryota; Oomycota; Peronosporomycetes; Peronosporales; Peronosporaceae.
AUGAGUGACGUUGCGGCGAUUAUCAACCUCGUCAACAAAUUUGCACUCGCCUAUUCGUUAGAGGACGCCGGCGCGUCAGUCAAGACGUUGUUAUCACUCUUCACGGAUGACGCCACGUUCUUUGAAGAACUUGUGGGUGGGAACUGCACGGGCAAGAGCGAGAUCGAGGCGGCUCUGCAGGAAUUGGCCAAGCUCACGUUCGUAACUGAGACGCGUCAUCUACCCAGUGGACAUGUCGUGGACCUCGUGGAUGCUGAGAAUGCCACAGUGUCAAGCCACACCACGGUCUUUUGGAAGUGCACGCCCGUCAUGGUCGUCACAUGGACGGACGUGCUGGUCAAGCGUGACGGGCAAUGGUUUUUUCAGAAGAGAGCAGCUGAUGCUGUCCAGAAGAAUCUCGAGAUGAUUGGAGAGAUGCAGCUUCGUGGUAAGAAGCAGUACUCCCACAAGGACGAAGCUUGA